This is a messenger RNA of Metschnikowia bicuspidata var. bicuspidata NRRL YB-4993, 381 nucleotides long. It is a transcript of the gene CYB5, whose product is annotated as Cyb5p. Gene Ontology annotation, cellular component: intracellular membrane-bounded organelle; endoplasmic reticulum membrane. Gene Ontology annotation, biological process: sterol biosynthetic process. Gene Ontology annotation, molecular function: heme binding. The transcript has a single exon. The record is from RefSeq and is a predicted model, not a curated record. Lineage: Eukaryota; Fungi; Ascomycota; Pichiomycetes; Serinales; Metschnikowiaceae. The coding region runs from base 1 to 381 and encodes 126 amino acids.
AUGUCUGACACCACAGAAUUGAAAGUAUACACCUCGGAACAGGUGAAGGAACACAACACCGCCGAAGAUUUGUGGAUCGUAUACAACGGCCAUGUAUACGACGUGACCAAAUAUUUGGACGAGCACCCCGGCGGUGAGGAGGUCAUUGUGGACUGCGCCGGCGAGGACGCCACAGAGGCAUUCGACGACAUUGGCCAUUCUGACGAUGCUCACGAAAUUUUGAAGGAUUUGUUGAUUGGAAAGCUCGAAGGUGGCGCUGUCAAACCGGCCAAGGGAGCCUCUUCCAGCAGCGGGCAGACCGAGGCCAGCAGCGUGCCUGUGCCUUUGAUUGCCGCUGCCAUUUUCGCUGUUUUUGCUGGUGUGUACUUUUACAUGAAAUAG